Messenger RNA from Salvia splendens (bonfire salvia), 862 nucleotides. RefSeq names its product LIM domain-containing protein WLIM1. Lineage: Eukaryota; Viridiplantae; Streptophyta; Magnoliopsida; Lamiales; Lamiaceae. The record is from RefSeq and is a predicted model, not a curated record. The transcript has 5 exons. Bases 121 to 681 code for a protein of 186 amino acids.
AAAGGCAAAUAGCAAUUCCCCCAACCUUGCAAUUAUUACACUAUUCAAUCAACACAAAGUCCCUUUAUCUCUUCUGCUGCACAAAACAAAACACACACAACACACAGUGAUUGAAAGGCAAUGGCAUUUGCAGGUACAACUCAGAAAUGCAUGGCAUGUGAGAAGACUGUAUAUCUUGUAGACAAGCUCACUGCAGACAACAGAAUCUUCCACAAGGCUUGCUUUAGAUGCCACCACUGCAAAGGCACUCUCAAGCUAGGGAACUACAACUCUUUUGAGGGAGUUCUCUACUGCAGGCAUCACUUUGAUCAGCUCUUUAAGAGAACCGGCAGUCUAGACAAAAGCUUCGAAGGCACACCCAAAAUUGUGAAGCCAGAGAAACCAGCAGAUUUUGAGAAACCUAAUGCUAACAAGGUUUCGACCAUGUUUGGUGGGACAAGAGAUAAAUGCCUUGCCUGCAAGAACACCGUCUACCCAACUGAGAAGGUGUCGGUGAAUGGGACGUCGUACCACAAGAGCUGCUUCAAGUGCACCCAUGGGGGGUGCACGAUUAGCCCGUCGAACUACAUAGCGCACGAGGGGCGGCUCUACUGCAAGCACCACCACAUUCAACUCAUCAAAGAGAAGGGCAACUUGAGCCAGUUAGAAGGAGAGAGCAAGAACACAAGUGGUGUAGUGUAGCUGAAGAUCAUAUCAUACUAUUUGAACUUUAAUUGAGACCACAUUGAUUCCAUGUGUUUUGUGUGGAUUGUGUUCUUAUUUUUGGUGUUUGAGAAUAAAAUGGAGAUUGAGAAAUUCAAAAGAAUAAAAGUAUGUAUGGAUAUUGUACUUGAUCAUUUAUACUAUCUCUUUUCCAAAAUGA